Molecule: messenger RNA, 2881 nt
Organism: Fusarium verticillioides 7600
Lineage: Eukaryota; Fungi; Ascomycota; Sordariomycetes; Hypocreales; Nectriaceae
Exons: 3
Coding region: 837-2621 (594 amino acids)
Biological process (GO): transmembrane transport
Molecular function (GO): transmembrane transporter activity
Source: RefSeq, a predicted model, not a curated record
GAUCAAGGUUCAAUCAAGCAUUUACCACCUUUAAGGUUCAGAUCCGGCCGUUGUGGGGCCGGAGCGGCUCCGAAAGGAGGGCACAUUCGGCCGAUUAUCUCCGACUUCGGCCCCGAUCAAGGGGAGGUCGAUAUCGCAAACAGCGCCAAGAGUGAAUCAAGGCUUGCGGGGUAUAAUGACGCACGCAUCUAGCAUGAGCUAUUGUUCUUAUUCAGCUUUGCUCCUCAGUUAUACAACUGGGUCUUGGUUCACGUCUUCUCGGAUUCUGAUCUGGUUGAAAUAGGUAGAGUCAGAUUCAGAUUUCGCAGGGUCGUCAGUGGACUGACUAGGCUGACUCGUCCAACCUGAGACGCUUAUCUGAUCCGCUGGGUCCAUGACAACGGGCGAGUUAAUUGUUUGCAGGCCUGCUCACAGCAGUCCUUAACAAAUGUGAUCAAACAAGCCCACCAGAAAAUCCACCCGGCGCUGACAAGAGUGUGUUGAUCUCCACUUGAAAGAGGCGAAACUGCUGAUGAAAGCUCCUAGGCUCCUUCGGCGCCCACAUCGGUUUUAGGACAUACCAUACCUAGGUAGUUAGGGCGCAAUUUACCACUUACCCAUGUAGGUGUAACAGUUCGUGGUUCUGAUUCCCUUGCGUGCCGUAUUCCCGUCAUCGUCAAUGCUAUCUCUUUCUUAUCUCUGUCCUGAAAAUUCAGACAUUUCACUAUUGCCCCCCCUGUGUCGUGAACUGUAUUGUCCUAUAAACCACGGGCAACCAGCCUGAGUCGGCACAUGACGACAGUCCCUUGUAAAAGUCGGCCAUCGCAUUCCAUCUGGCCAGUCAACUCACAACAGCCAUGAAAGAAGACUUUGAGGAGGCAUCGCCAGCCAACGGCGCUGAAUCGUCUUGCUCGGCUUCUUCAACAGGGUCGUCGCCAAUUCUAGAGCCCAUCAGGACCAUUGAAACACGCCGCAGCCGCACCCACGACCUUGAUGUCUUUGAGGCUCUGGAGCACGCCCUCACUCCAGAUGUCGAGACAGAGGCAGAGCGUGAGGCUCGCGAACCCAUUACUUAUACCAGAACUGGCACCAGUGUGACCAGCGCUGCCUCUCGCCCCCCAGACUUUGAAGUUUUCUUUGAGGACGGUGAUCCAGACAAUCCCCGGAACUGGUCAAAGGGUUAUCGGGCAUGGAUCAUCGUAUGUGUGUCGUAUUCCACGUGGGUCGUCGUCUUGUAUAGCACAUGUUACACUGCAUCGGUGUCUGGCCUGGCCGAGGAGUUUGGGGCGUCGACGACUGUGACAACGCUUGGUUUGACAACAUAUUUGCUUGGUCUUGCUGCGGGAAGUCUGAUUGUGGCCCCUCUGAGUGAGCUGUACGGUCGACAAAAAGUGUACAUCGUCUGUUUGACUGUAUGGGCUUUGUUUAUCUUGCCAUGUGCUCUGGCAACUUCGUUAACAGAAAUCAUUGUUGUGCGCUUCUUUGGUGCUGUCUUUGGUGCCGCCAUGAUCUCGAAUAGUCCUGGAACUAUCGUCGAUAUCUCGGAUCCAGAUUAUCUGGCUGCAGCCAUGUCCAUGUGGUCCAUCGCGCCUCUGAACGGACCAUCUACUGGCCCAAUCAUUGGGGGGUUUGUGUACCAGUAUCUGGGAUGGCGAUGGGAUAACUGGAUUCCUCUGAUCCUUGGUGGAGUUGGAAUUCUCAUGAUGAUAACAGUCAAGGAGACAUACCAUCCCGCAAUCCUGAAACAAAAGGCUGCUCGGUUGCGCAAGGAGAACGAUGACCCGCGGUAUUGGUGUCAGUAUGACCAAAGGGUUUCCACCCGUCAUCUGAUCAAGAUCAACAUGAGUAGACCAUUCACUCUGUUGGCAUCUGAACCUAUUCUGUGGUUUAUGGACAUCUGGAUAUCGCUGAUUUAUGCCAUCCUCUAUCUGUGUUUCGUGGCAUAUCCUAUCGUGUUUUCUCAACACCGUGGAUGGGAUGCAGGCAUGUCAGGGCUGGCCUUUGUGGGCAUCGGCGUCGGAACCAUGCUUGCCAUCUUCGCAGAGCCUCUUUUCCGGCGACUGAUCAACUCUCAGCCUCGAGAUCCAGUAACUGGCAGGCCUCAGCCUGAAGCGACGGCUCUGGUCAUGGCCAUUGGCGCCAUCCUGACACCGAUCGGCCAGCUUGUGUUUUCGUGGACAUGCCUGCCAGCGACCAUUCAUUGGGCUAUUCCGAUCGCUUUCGGCAUCCCUUUCGGUGCAGGUAACACCAUCAGCUUCAUCUAUGGCUCGAACUACCUGGCUGGCGCGUACUCCAUAUACGCUGCCAGUGCCCUCGCGGGAAACGCUGUUAUUCGAAGUAUUGCUGGCGGUGUUCUACCCCUGGCUGGUCCUAAGAUGUACGCCGCCAUGACUCCUCAGUGGGCUGGAACACUUCUGGGCCUCCUGGAGGUAGCUAUGAUUCCGAUUCCGUUUGUUUUCUGGCGAUACGGAGCCAAGAUCAGGGCAAAGAGUCCGGCCAUCAAGGCUCUGAGAGAGGAGCAGGAUCGACUUGAUGCGAAGAGAGCCAAGUAUCAGAAGAAGCUUGAAAGGAAGCAACAACGAGAAGCAGAAAAUGCAAAGACUGAGGAAGCUGGAGUGUUGGAGAAGACGGUAGACAGUUGAGGACAACAAAAUCAUACACGACUAUUUACAGUAUAUGUAGCACUCUGAAAUGGAAGUUGGGCAUUGUCACCUUGUUGCUGCGUCAAGAAAAAGAUUUAGGUGAUCGCUUGUUUCAUGUUUAAACCGCAAGACAGAAAUUGCCUUAUGCUAUCUAUUUUAAGAUACUUACUUACCUAGCCUCUGAGAGUGUGCUACUCAAAGUGCUAACAUACUAUGUAUGGCUCAGUUUGCCUGCAAAAAUAUAAAGACCAACUGCCAGA